Messenger RNA from Castor canadensis (American beaver), 2189 nucleotides. The record is from RefSeq and is a predicted model, not a curated record. NCBI's taxonomy places the organism in Eukaryota, Metazoa, Chordata, Mammalia, Rodentia, Castoridae.
GAAUCCCGGUCAGAAGUUCUAGCCUGCCACUGUUCUCUGAUGCCAUGCCAGCACCAACUCAACUGUUUUUUCCUCUCAUCCGUAACUGUGAACUGAGCCGAAUCUAUGGCACUGCGUGUUACUGUCACCACAAACAUCUCUGCUGUUCAUCAACCUACGUUCCUCAGAGUCGCCUGAGAUACACCCCCCAUCCAGCAUAUGCUACCUUUUGUAGGCCAAAGGAGAACUGGUGGCAAUACACCCAAGGAAGGAGAUACGCUUCCACACCACAGAAAUUUUACCUCACACCUCCACAAGUCAACAGCAUCCUUAAAGCUAAUGAAUACAGUUUCAAAGUACCAGAAUUUGAUGGCAAAAAUGUCAGCUCCAUCCUAGGAUUUGACAGCAAUCAGCUGCCUGCAAAUGCACCCAUCGAGGACCGGAGAAGUGCAGCAACCUGCUUGCAGACCAGAGGGAUGCUUUUGGGGGUUUUUGAUGGUCAUGCAGGCUGUGCUUGUUCCCAGGCAGUCAGUGAAAGACUCUUUUAUUAUAUUGCUGUCUCUUUAUUACCCCAUGAGACUUUGCUAGAGAUUGAAAAUGCAGUGGAGAGUGGUCGGGCACUGCUACCCAUCCUUCAGUGGCACAAGCACCCCAAUGAUUACUUCAGUAAAGAGGCAUCCAAAUUGUACUUCAAUAGCUUGAGGACUUACUGGCAAGAGCUCAUAGACCUCUAUACUGGAGAGUCAACUGAUAUUGAUGUUAAGGAAGCUUUAAUUAAUGCUUUCAAGAGACUUGAUAAUGACAUCUCCUUGGAGGCUCAAGUUGGUGAUCCUAACUCUUUCCUCAAUUACCUGGUGCUUCGGGUAGCAUUUUCUGGGGCCACUGCUUGUGUGGCCCAUGUGGAUGGUGUUGACCUUCAUGUAGCCAAUACUGGAGAUAGCAGAGCCAUGCUGGGUGUGCAGGAAGAAGAUGGUUCUUGGUCAGCACUCACACUGUCCAAUGACCAUAAUGCUCAGAAUGAAAGAGAACUAGAACGACUGAAAUUGGAACACCCAAAGAAUGAAGCCAAGAGUGUGGUGAAACAGGAUCGCCUGCUUGGCUUGCUGAUGCCUUUCAGGGCUUUUGGAGAUGUAAAGUUCAAAUGGAGCAUUGACCUUCAAAAGAGAGUGAUAGAAUCUGGCCCAGACCAGUUGAAUGACAAUGAAUAUACCAAGUUUAUCCCUCCUAAUUAUUACACACCUCCUUAUCUCACAGCAGAGCCAGAGGUAACUUAUCACCGAUUAAGACCACAGGAUAAAUUUCUAGUGUUGGCUACAGAUGGGUUGUGGGAGACUAUGCAUAGGCAGGAUGUGGUUAGGAUUGUGGGUGAGUACUUAACUGGUAUGCAUCACCAACAGCCAAUAGCUGUUGGUGGCUACAAGGUGACUCUGGGACAGAUGCAUGGCCUUUUAACAGAAAGGAGAGCCAAGAUGUCCUCCGUAUUUGAAGAUCAGAAUGCAGCAACCCAUCUCAUUCGCCACGCUGUGGGCAACAAUGAGUUUGGGACUGUUGAUCAUGAGCGCCUCUCCAAAAUGCUUAGUCUUCCUGAAGAGCUUGCUCGUAUGUACAGAGAUGAUAUAACAAUCAUUGUAGUUCAGUUCAAUUCUCAUGUUGUGGGGGCAUAUCAAAACCAGGAGUAGUGAGUAGAUCUUACACUGGCAAUUUUCAAAUUUAAAGGGCAGAUAGACUUUUUAAAAGGUACUAAUAUAAUAAACAUUUCCAGUAGGUCAUUCUAAACAUUUCCCCAUUUGAUACUAUAGGUGGUCAAAUAUACCAAAUUGACUUGGCAGCAGGCAGCAGGAUUAUGAGUGUCUGUUCUGCCUAAUAGAACCUUACAGCACCUGCACUUGAGGCAGUUCAGUUCCUUAUUGCAAGUGUCGUGAGACGCUGACUUCUUUUACCAACCUGAGAAUGUCAGGAUUAUCUGACAUACAAGAUCUUGAAUAAGUCAAAAGCAAGGGUCUUGCUGAGUGUAUUCUGUUGGUGAAAGACAGGAAACAAUACUGUUCAUACUUGUAGACCCCUUUCUUCACUAAAAUCCUAGUGUAUGAGAACAUUUAUUUAUUGCAUGAUUUUUAGAUACACAGUCUAUGCAUUAUUCACAUAAAUUUUAGCCUGAAGUGGUUUUCAAAUCCAGUACUUUAAGCCAUAAAUGACCACAAACUAAGCAA